Messenger RNA from Lindgomyces ingoldianus, 3605 nucleotides. RefSeq lists its product as uncharacterized. NCBI's taxonomy places the organism in Eukaryota, Fungi, Ascomycota, Dothideomycetes, Pleosporales, Lindgomycetaceae. The transcript is spliced from 2 exons. The coding region runs from base 21 to 3350 and encodes 1109 amino acids. The record is from RefSeq and is a predicted model, not a curated record.
CUAGCCCUGAAGUCGUCGCUAUGGCGAGCUAUCUGCCAAAUAACUCUUAUGGCGCGUACGGUGGGUAUGGAGGCAGUACCCACCAGUACGCGUACAAUCUUCAAGAUCACACUGUGCAGCAGUUGCCAUCUGGGGUGUUUUUCCAGUCGAGUCAGAUCGGCGCGGAUGGCGAAGAGUUUGAGGUAUUGGAGAAGGGGAUAGAUCCGCUCAAUAUCUUCCCCACAUUUUACAACCUAGACAGCGGAUUUGUAUCUAACACCACCGAUGGAGCUCCAACACCAAGUACUAGCAGUGAAGCGCGGUGCCUACCUCUGCUCGACGUCAAUAUAGACGUUGAUGUUCAGUUUACCAUUGCGAAGACGAAGGUCACGCAGACAUUUACAAACCUGUCGAGCUAUGUCAUUAGAGAGACGAACUACUCAUUUCCGCUAUACGAUGGCUCGGCUGUGAUCUCAUUCAGAUGUCAUGUUGGAGAGGAUAAGCUCCUCGAAGGUGCCAUCAAGCCGAAAGAGAUCGCCAAACAAGAGUUCAGAGAAGCAGUAGCAAAGCAGAAAGUUGCAGCUCUACUCGAAGAACACACACCAGAAGUCUUUGAGACCAAGCUUGGAAACAUCCCGGCCCGGAGUUUCGUCAAGGUAGAGAUUACCUACGUAAAUGAACUCAAGGCAGACAUUGGGGGUGAGGGUGUACUCGUCACUCUUCCAACCUCGAUGGCGCCAAGAUACGGUGCGCCACCACCUCAGAUGUUACCAUCGUCUACUACGGAUAAGAAUGGCCUCCACAUCACCGUCCAUGUGCACGCGUCUGUAUCCUUGCGCAAACUUGAAAGCCGAACCCACCCAAUCUCCGUUGAAAUGGGUGCCGCAGGCACAAUAGGAAAACCAGCCGCAGUGUCGAGUUUUGGCGAUCUCGUUCGUGGGGCCGACAAGUCAGAUAACGAGUUUGACCCAAAGAAGGCGAAAGCGACUCUUUCAGAAAGGAACGUCACCCUAGGACGCGACUUCGUGCUCCUGAUUCUUGCAUCCGGGUCAAGUAUGGUUGCCUCGGGAGCGCAGCUUGAAGAAGCGUCUGGGGCAGAGCUACAGUCUGCCAUGAAACUUACUUUGAAUCCCCGCGAUAUCUUCUCAUCCUACGUUGAGCCAGAAUCUUUUAAUGGCGAAAUCAUCUUUAUUGCAGAUCGAUCUGGAUCCAUGCAUGGACUAACAAUGGACACGCUUAAGGACGCCCUGGACGUGUUUCUCAAGAGCUUGACGGAAGGGGUACGCUUCAAUAUCUACUCCUUUGGGUCAUCGUUCACUUCGCUCUGGCCACAGUCGCAGCCUUAUACCGAUGAUAAUGUUGAGGCGGCCGUACAACAUGUAUCAACGUUUAGAGCUAAUAUGGGAGGCACUGAAAUCCUUCGGCCUAUUAAGGAUGCCGUUCAGAAGCGCAUAGUCAUGGAAAACUUCACAACUCAAAUCAUUUGUUUGACCGAUGGAGAAGUCUGGAGCGAGGCUGAGGUGCGCGAAUUCGUGUCAGGUACUCGAUUGGAGCUGAAGGAUGCCGUCAGAUUUUUUGCCCUGGGUAUCGGAAAUAAGGUAUCCCACCGUCUUGUUGAGGGGAUUGGCACCGAAGGCGGCGGAUUCGCAGAAGUUAUUGUUGUCGACGGUAGAGGACGAUUGGAGGGCAGGGUCAUGAGGAUGUUGAAGGGGGCUCUCACGCCUGCAAGCUACGACUGCGAACUCGAAUUCGAUGGCAGGUCUACAUACGCUGCUUCCUCAUCCAACGAAGGCUCGAGCUUCAUGCAAGCACCUUACAAAAUCCUCCCUCUGCACCCGUUCUCGAGGACGACGAUAUAUUUCCUAUUCGACAACAAAUACAGCGCAGACCUCAAGGUUGUUACUCUGAAGUCGUCAACACCUUCUGGAGAACAUAUUUCGGUCAAAAUCCCAGUAGUGAAAGCCGCCGCGAAUACGUACAUAGUGCAUCACCUUGCCGCCAAAGCUAUCGUCAUGGAUCUCGAAACCGGCAAGUCCUGGCUCCACAGUACCCUCACCAAUAGUAAAGUGGCAGAUGCUGCAGCCAAAGAUCUCGGCGAGCGGCUUGCGGUUAACUAUCAUAUCACUAGCAAGUGGACUAGUUUCGUCGCCAGAGAGAAGAAAGGGAAUGAAGAAAAUACAGGGCGGCUGUAUAAAGCGCCUAGGAGAGACCUUGCGGAGCUGAAUAAGCGCCGAACGGCGCCGACUGCGCAAUUCUUACAGGCCCAUCGGCAAGCGGUACUGGCCACGACAGGACCAUGGUAUACGGGGUCUCCUCCCCUGAAAUCAUAUGUCCCUCCUUAUGUUUCCAGUGGUUCCACUGCGGGUGCUAGUCGUCGUACGGCGUUAAGUCACACCUCAGACCUGGUGAAUAGUCCUGAGGCACCUAGUCCGAAACUUGGAGAGCAGUUUCCAGAGCCAUAUGCUGGAAGCGACUCCGUUCGGCAUGCAUUCCAGGAUGAGGACGGGUCUCGAAGUGUUUCCUCACUAUCGGUAUCAAACAAGUCAGGUGAAAUUGAGCAGUGCUUCUCAAUGUUCUCUAAGACCUCCAAAAUCAAAGAAAAAAAUUCCGUUGGUGCCUUAAAUAUGGGUGGUAAUUCGCUAAGCUCUGCUGACUUUUCAAGCUUUCCCUCAUUAACUAUGUACGAUUCACACACGCUUGUCUCUGGAGAGUCGCCAGUUCCUCACGAUGACCAACGGCAACAAUUGCGACGACCGCAACAACAGUUAGAACGAUCGUUCGACCUUCCUGUGCAGGUGCAGUAUGGCAGCUGCCGUGCUGGAAGUGUUGAGGCUCUAAAAUCAGAGCUAGAUGUGGAGGAAGACGAUCUUUCGUCAUACACACAACUUUCGUAUACUAUUAAGCCCAUGUCGAAAUCUAUGGCGUCCGCGAACUCCAGUCCCGACUCCAACGACGCGUCCAUGGCCUUGAACUUGCGGAAUGUUAUUCGCAUGCAGUCUGCACAAGGCUCAUUUAGGCUACCCCCGUCCUUGCUCACCGCCAUAUGCUCGCAUUUCACCGCAGGAAUAAUGUCCAUGCUCGAGGCUACACUAGCCAGCUACAGCAAUAGCAACGGCGAGGAUAUGAAAACCAAGCUCGGAGAUACGCUUGAGUUCCUCUUGCAAACCAUGCUAGUUGUGACGUGGAUCAAGCUUGCUUGUGCGCCAGAUAAGGAGAUUUGGGAGCUGCUAGUUUGGAAGGCGGAGAGGUGGAUUGGGAAGAUGGUCGGAGAGGUGAAUACGUGGUCUGGGAAGGUGGUUGGGGUUAGAGAGGUGCAGCGGAGGCUAGGGGAUUAUGUAAGGGAGCAGUGGAUAGACAGUCACGUUGCUUGACGAGGUUAAUGCAACGAUAACAUGUCAAACACUGAGCCGCCCCAUUAUGAAUGCAUCUCCAUGCGACAACUCAGAGUGGUCCCCGCUCGGAUGAGAGGCCUCGGUGUGGAAUGUGACGGAUGAUGACAUAGGACCCGCAAUACUACGCUGCUAGGAUCACGCUUAUGUGAAGGCCUUGCCAUUGGGGGGCAGCAUUGUGGUUUGGUUAAAGUCUACAUGGCUAAGGUUGCAGACGAUAGCUCCACCGGCACUACC